AUGGAGAUUUACUUUAUUUAUGUAUUAUCCGUAAUAGAAUUAUAUAAUCAUGAUAAUAAUAAGGGAUGUUUAGCUUAGAUAUAUACUGGAGAAGGGAAAACGUUAAUAGUAUCGAUGUUGACCUUAUUAUUAUGUAAAAAGAAAAAGACAAAUGUUGACAUAGUAAUAGUUCUCCAGUGUUGUCAAUAAUAGAUGCUCAAAAAUUAAGUCCUUUUUAUAAAUUAUUUUAAUUAUCUGUCUCUCAUAAUAUACAUGAAUCAAAUUAGAGAGAGAAAAAGCUUCCAUGUUAUGAUUGUCAAAUUAUAUAUGGAGAUACACAUAGUUUCUAAGCUGAUAUAUUAAGACAUGAAUAUUCAAAAUUAGGAACGAUGGGAAAUAGAUAAUAAGGAUAUGUUAUUGUUGAUAAAGUUGAUUCCAUGCUUAUUGAUGGUAAUAAUAAUAAGACAAUUCUAAUUUCUCCUAUUCCAGGAAUGCUUGAUUUAAGCAUUAUUCUUGGAUUGAUAUGGGAUUAAAUUUGUAAAGUAGAGCCAAACCUUUUGACUCCGAUCCAGAGGGUAUGAUGGCAAUUUAGUUGUUGACCUAGACGAAUAUAUUGAAAAAAACUCAAUAAUUAGUUAAGAUGCUUAAUAAAUUUUAUUCCUUAAUUUCGUUUAAAUUAUAUCAACUUUAUGAAAAGAUUUUGAUUGAAAGUGCUAUUUAAGCAAAGUUUAAUCUCCUUGAAGGUGUAAAUUACAAAAUUGAUAAUGAUAAUAUUAGAAUAGUUGAUUAUCAAAAUACAGGAGUUGUACAUAAGGAAAAUAUGCAAUGGGAAAAAGGUUUACAUCAAUUUCUUUAAAUCAAACAUAAGGUUCCCUAACUCCAUUGA
Messenger RNA from Paramecium sonneborni, 865 nucleotides. Lineage: Eukaryota; Ciliophora; Oligohymenophorea; Peniculida; Parameciidae. The record is from the annotation of a GenBank genome assembly.